AUGUUGAGGACGGUCCGUGCAUACUCAACCAACAAAUGGGUCAAAGAAUCCACCAAGAUGAGAGCUCAGGUUAAACUGGCCCAAGAAGUAGAAACUAAGAAAGUCAACAUUCACCCAAGAUUGGUGAGAGAAUUUCAAGAACGUCAAACUUAUGACCCAAUCGAUUUUUCUACCAUCUCUGCUCAACAAGCUACGAAGCACAGAUUCGAAAAUGCAGCUAUUGAGAAUAGGAGUCAUUUCUUAGAUAAAAGAGUCAAUCCAUUGGACUAUUAUUGUCGACCAGAGAUUUUGAGUAGAUAUUUAACCACUGGUGGUAGGAUUUUGCACAAGGACGUUACUGGGUUAAGUAACAAGCAACAAAGAUUAUUAUCUAAAGCCAUCAAAAGGGCUAGAGCUGCAGGAUUACUUUCACAUGUGUCUAGAGAUGUUUCUUUCAACCUGAAGAUAAAAAACUAA
Komagataella phaffii GS115 is the source of this 456-nucleotide messenger RNA. Its product is annotated as Mitochondrial ribosomal protein of the small subunit. The record is from RefSeq and is a predicted model, not a curated record. Gene Ontology annotation, molecular function: small ribosomal subunit rRNA binding; structural constituent of ribosome. Gene Ontology annotation, cellular component: ribosome; mitochondrial small ribosomal subunit. Gene Ontology annotation, biological process: mitochondrial translation. Lineage: Eukaryota; Fungi; Ascomycota; Pichiomycetes; Pichiales; Pichiaceae. Bases 1 to 456 code for a protein of 151 amino acids. The transcript has a single exon.